GAUCAACCGCUGAUCAAGGUGGCGAUAAAAAUCGUAGUACUUCGAAUUCGCCAUGUUUUAGCCUUGUUGUAGUGAUUUGCAUUGCGGUGUGGGAAACCCCAUUCUAUGGAAUGAUGCAAGCAGGACAAAAGCUGGGGAUUGUGUACAUCGGAAAGGCUGGUGGCAAGGUCUGUGCGGAAACGUUUUGACUGGUUUCAUUUACUUACCUGUAUUUGAUCGGAUCAAGAACUACGAGUUGAUUUGUAAUCAGGCAAUUUAAUUUGUAGAUGUUCUCAUGAUCAGUUAUUUCAGUCGUCUCAUAAGCAGUUCACUUGUUUGAUUUGUCAUGUGCAGAUUGCAGCUUAUGUUAAAGAAUCUUUAUAUCUAUUAAUAUAUUCACUCUUAGGAAAUGUAGUUCGAAUUAUUGAUGUAUAGUUUAGAGUGUAACCAAAUUAUUCCUGACAUGCAAGUGAAAGGGGAACCUUUUUCAGCUUAAAUAUCUAAAUCUCAUUUGUAGGUGAAGUCUCAUGUAAGAUUUACAGCGCCCACAAGGCUUAGAGGAGGGAUUUACAGUAUUCAGUGACAUCCUCUGGGGGGAGUUUUCACCGAGGAAUUUCUUUAGUUACUCAUUGCUAUUAUUAUUAUCAUCAAUUUAUAGUGGAUAGCCAAAAUAGUGGACUCUAACAAAGUGAAUAAUAUAUCAAUAUAUUGCAAUGUAAACUUGUAAGUGGAAUUCCAUACUUAUAAGAGGUUUUGUUACAGUACACAUGAUGACAACUGCUGUUGGGCUGCAGAGCCUAUUAUAAAGUUUAAUGGCCCAAGGCAUCAAGGAGCUAAAGUUGCAGCAUAAAAAAUCCACAUAGCAGAAUAAUUCCCCCAGUUUGCUCCUUUGUAGGUUAUCUUUGGUGGUUAGUACAGAUCCAAUCUCUGGGGCCACUCUGCUAGAAAAGACCAUUUUUUAUUGCUUAAAUCUUCAUCACUCAUUUGAUGCAUUUUCUGAAUGUUUUGUUAAUAAGCACUAUGACAGGAUGUGAAUUACCUUUUGUUAACUCAUAACAAUUUUUUUGUGCUUUAACAUCACUCAAAUUUUUUGUCUUACUCCUUGUUUUUCUUCAUACCAUCCUUUGUAGCACAAAUAUUCUCUUCUUGACGAAAAAGAUGUUCAUCUAGUGAAAAAGUUUAGAUUUGAGGUGGGUGAUUUCAUUUUUCUCUUCCCACACUAACUCAGUGAAACCUUACAGUGUUUAUCAAUUCUUUUUUUGCGUUACCAAUGCAAGGUUCAUCCAAAAUCAAGGGUCUGCGCAUUAAGUUAUGGAUCUCAUUUUUUCAGCUGAUAUUUAUAGCAGUAGGGAAAAGCAUUCAGACUAUAAAUCCAAGGGGUAAGAAAACAGGGGUCUGUACUUACUGUAGUGACCAAGGUAACGAGAUUGGUACAAUAUUUAAUCUAUCUCUUGAUUCAAAUAGACAGGAAGAAAUCUAAUCAAACAAACUUUUGAAUUUAGCAGGCCAUACAGUGAAAUGCUGCCUGCUAAAUUGACCUACCAUAUUGCAGAUUUUAAUUGAGAGAUAUAAUCUGCUACAUUAUUGUUUGUUGUUUUGUAACUGGAAUACAAAACAUAGUCAUUUUAAGCAAAGACGCUUAAUAUUCAAAGAUGCUCAUGUGCCUGUAAGGUGUCUCUGAAAAAUGACUUAUUAAUACUUGAUUUGCAUUUGAAAAUUUUACAUAGCAUCAUGCUAUUACACUUGUAUGCUGUAUGGAUUCCUUUUCCCUGUUUUUAGUUUGUGGAUUUACGGUAAAAGCUUUGUAUUGUUUCAUCAGGCAAAAGUUGAUGUCAAUAAAGAUGGUAAUGGUGCUAACAUCUUUGCAUAUGCAUUUGACUUGUCAAGAGAAGGAACAAGUGGAUGCUAUUUCCAUGAAUAUAUUUGGUAAGGAAGUGUUUUGUUGCCUCUCUGACUAGCCCUUAAGAGAGAAUGUUUUCCAAUCAUUAAAUAAACAAGAAUGUUGUUAAAUAGUAGUGAAUCUUGCCUUUUUUGUUUAAUAAAGGUAACUCACCCUUGAAUAACUUAUGAAUUCUAAGGCUUGGCAUUUGUCUGGCAAAAAUUCUGAGAACAGUAGUCUAAUUUACUUAGUACAUGUAUAAAGAAACGAUAAAUAAAUAAUUAGUUCAGUUAACUGAAAGGGACCUUAAGGCAUUUACAACUACACACUUCCAAUAGUGAAACAUUACCUUAGAUGAACAUGUGAAAUCUGUUGUCUAAAGUAAAGUGGUGUAAUGAUACAUACCUGUGACUGUAUUGCACCAUAUUAUUUGUAUGUGCAAAACCAUGACUGGUCUUCAUAGAGAUAAUCAUGACAAUAUGAUAAUUGGCUGUAUAUAUUGAAAGUUCAUAAUUUGAAAGUAUUUUCCUAACAAUCAAAACAAUGUAGAAUGUAAUGGAAAGUCGUGGAAGAACUUAUGAUGGAUUUUUUUUAUGCAUUGUCUGAUCUAAACAGGAUGUAAAGCUUAGGGUGGAGUUUGCAUGACCAGAAUCAUUUCAUUUGUUUAUCUUCUCCAAACACUUCAUUUUUACAUUUAAUACCUUUGUUCUUGUUUUUACCUUAGGGAGAGACAUUGUGGUGGCAUAGCACCUGGCUUUAGAGUUUGUCACAAAAAUGGUGUAACAGUUGGUAAGUUAUUAGAAAUUUUAAAAAAUCAUUUCUGAAACAAAAUGUAAGGAUAAGGAAUUGCCUUUGAGUUUUCAGCAUCCUGAUAAAGUCAUUAAUUCAAUGAGCACAUAUUAAGUUUAAAAACCCAUUUGAGUCAAUUCAGAGAGUGGCUAUUAUCAUUAAUUGGAUUAAAGAUGAAUGUUAUUUAUCUUUAGUUAUUGUUUUAAUUUUACAUACAAACAAUUUUUGUGCCUACUGAUGUUAGAGAUGUUACGGUGUUGUGUAAGUCCGUAAUACUUUCUCAAAAGGUGUUUGCCACUUCCAAAGUGGCAAAGUUUUGUAUAAAAUACAUUUGAUGCACAUUCAAUAAAUGUAUUUAUUCUGUCCCCAGCCUGUCAAUUAACCAAUGCACAAGUCUGUUCCAGUAAAUGCCUCCUUUUAUCACAAUUUUGGCUUUAACAACAGCUGUUCAUUAGCCCCUUUUGAUUUUACACCACAUUACUCUUUUACUGCAUUUAUACUCUACAGCUGUACAACAGUAGGCACAUGCUGUCAUAGACUGACUUUUAUUUAAUUAGUCUUCAGAAACUUCUCUUAAAUGAUUGUCUGUUAUCAUAUUUUACUGUUGUGCAUUGCAACUAUUUGAACAGCUUUCAGGAAAAUGAUAUGAACUUUUUCUACCUUCAUCAUUUUGUUAUUUCACAGACAACAGAUUAAAUAACUUGUGUGUAGUACCAUCCCCUCAAAGCAAAGACUCAAAAGUAAAGUCCAGCAGUGCUGAUAGGUACAGCAGAUAUGUCAUCAUCAUCAUCAUAAUUAUUAAGUUAUUAUCAUUGUUGUUAUCAUUAUUUUGACAUUAACUAAGAUUUUAAUGUUAUGAAGUGGAAAAUUGUCAAUUGGUGAUGACUCAAGAUGUAGGGGGAGGCUUAAGCAAGCCUAAUUGUGAUCUCUUAGUCUUCCUCUUUCUGCUGUAAGAGUUUGAAGACAAAAUUUUUUUCAAAAGGCAACUAAUACUAAUAACCUCUAACACUAGAAUAUUAAGUUCCAAAAACAUGGGAAUUUUUUAAAUUUGUAUUUCGAUUCCUGAGUUACCUCAGAUGAGUAGUAAGCAACUGGGAAAGUCUUUCUUGCAAUCUAUUGUGGAGGAAUGUCCUUAUUUAUCCCUUGGUGGAGCAUAUUUCUGGGUAUCUACUUACCAUAGUGUAGAACUUAACAAUUGUUUGCAUUUUAUUUUUACUUACUAGUCAUGGCAGUAUAAGGGUGAUUGAAUACUGAAUUUUACAUUUCAGUGCUGGUCAUAGUAAUAACUGUGGGAGUGAACCUAGGGAGGACCAAAGAUUAUACUGGAUGGCUGUGUGUAGACUGCCUCCAUUUGAGGCAGAGCAUGAGGUACAAGAGCAAGUCAUCUGCGAACUUUUGCUUACUGUUUUUAACCCUGUACACCAUAAGAUCAGUUUGCCUAUUCUCCAUACUGUUUUUUUUACACAUUUCUUAAGGUAAUAACAAGGAUAAUUUGUUUAACGAACAAGAGCACCUUUAGUUUGUGAUCAUUUCCUCUAUUCUUUUGACCUUAGUGUGUGAUUCAGGGGUGAUGUUGUGAGGAGAAAUUACAUGCUAAACACUCUGAGAGGUCAAAUGGUUUAUGGUUGAAAUCUAUAGAUGGUAAAACAUCAAGUGAAGACAGUCAGCAAAAGAGCUUAUUAGUAACAAAUUUUUAAUUUAUUAGUUGCUUUAAGGGGAAGAUCAGAACCAAUGAAAUGACUCAUGAUGAGAAUUGUUUGCUACAAAGGGUUCUUCCAUUGUUAGUCAGCCUUUUGCUAUGGUAUUGGCUGGCUAGGGUAUAUUUUAGAUUUAUUCAUGUACACAUGUAAUGCGAAAGACAUCAUUAACUUGAUGAGACGUAAAACAAGGAUCAUAAUUCAUUGAUGAUUGCAAUAAUCAACUACACCAACAGCAGUUACCCAGCAUACAACAUAAUAUUAACUAUUGACUGAGUGGGAGGGCCAGGUGGGAAAGUAUUUGGCUUAAGUUCAUAGUGUAUGAGCUGAGUGGAGUGAGGUCUGUGUGUCAUGACCUAGAGCUUGGUUCCUUACGUCUUAUUAACUUUGGACAUGACUUUUAUUCUGUUAAAUUCACAGCAUUUUAUGAAUUUAAACUACAAGUGUUAUAAUGCAAAUGGGGAACAAGUAUUAGAAGAAGGUAAGAAAGUUAAAUUUGUUCAAUCUAUAAUUUCCCAAUGGUCAGUGAUGCAAACUUCACUUUUUUUUUCAAUGUCUGUCUGUCUGUCUGUCUGUCUGUCUGUCUGUCUCAACAUCUAAGCAGUGUUCAACAUUGUGAGUGCCGUACUUUUUAUUGUAUUUCAAUUCAAAUAAUUGUGUUUUCAAUCAAUUUUCCCUGGUUGAUGAUCAUUCAAACAGCUUGAAAUAGUAACUGAGGCAAUAAUAGUGGCAGAGUGGAAAUGCCAGGGAGGUUUGGGUCAGGUUAAUAAAGAACUCAUUGUGACCCGCCCCAAACCUCCCUCAUAAUUCACUCCUCAACAACUGCCACAGCGGUAACCAUCAUACUAUGUUUUACUUACUGAAAACCCGGAACAGGCUAGCCAAUAUUUACCUUCUAUUGAUGCGAUGAAGUGUUUAUAUUGUAGUUGGAGUAUUAUGGGUGCUUAUUGACUACCUCAAGGAGUGAAAUAUCAGGAUUGUGUAUCAUAUUACAUUAUGUACCAUUAAUAUUUGAAAUUUUCCUGAAUUUUCUUAUCUUUCUUCCAGACGAUACCUUAUCUUUUUAUGAGUGCCACUACCCCCCUUGCUGUAAAAUGGAAACUGAGGUCAGUCUUAUCUCUUGAUUAGUGGAUCAUCAAACUUAAAGCCCAGUGUCCAGUUACUGAAAAUGUUACAACUGGAUAUUUCUCCCCUCCUUGCUGGCCUUCCUGAGCUUAUGAUGAUUAGUUGAUUUAGUAGACAAGUUUAUAAUUUUUUUUGUUUGAGUUAAGUGUACCUCUGAGGCCUUAAAACCUUGAACCUGUUUAGUAGCAAAAUCUUCUUGUUUUGCCACUUUGUUUGACCCUUUACAUCUUAACAUCAGUCUGCAUAUUCUCCAUACUGUUCUCUAUACAUUUCCUAAGUUGCUGACAAGGAGAGUUUGUAUGACAAUUAAGAGCCUCCUUUAUUAGUGAUCAAUUCCUUUAUUCUUGUGACCUUAAUAUUUGAUUUAGGGAUGAUGUUGUAAGGAGAAAUUGGAUGCUAGUCACUCUUAGGGGUUAAAACAGAAGAUUUGAAAAUUUAUUAUGACUUGUGGCAUCUUUACCUCUUUGAGCCAAAUGCAUGAAUUUUAGACAGAAUAUUUACAACUAGAUUUGAAAACUUAUAAACUAUAAGUAAUGUACAUAUAUAUCACAUGUUGCCAAUUCACACCCUCUGCUGAAGGCCUCCAGUCCAGAUAGAAAAAUUUUACAUCCUAUGUUAAACUCAGGACUUUUGCAAACCAUACCCUGUUUGGAAGUACAUACCCAUUUUCUGAGUGCCAAGUAGUUCAGUACCCACCUUCCCCCCUGAAAAAAUGUUCUCCCAGCUUAACCCUUUACACCCUAACAAUAGCAUUCAUAUUCUCCACACUGAUCUCUCCACAUUUCCUGUGGUAAUGACAAGGAGAAUUUGUUUGACAAUCAGGAGCUUCUUAAAUCGGGAUUCAUUUUCUUUAUUCUCAUGAUCUUUACAUUUCAUUCAAGGGUGAUACUGUAAGGAGAAAUUAGGAGCCAGACACUCUUAUGCACUUAAGGGUGAACUGCAAUUAUGCAAGUGUGGAAAAUUAAUUAAACAUUUUAAUCAAGUGUGAGAGCUGUAGGCUGAGUUCCAAUUUGCUCUUUUAUUUUUGAACCUCUGUCCUUACAAUGUUUAUUGCCUUUAUUUUGGUGCUGAGAAUAUGAUUAUUUCAUUGAAAUUCAUGUUUAUUCUUUGGUUGUAGCUACGGGAGUUCAGUAUUUGUGGACAGUGCCAGCAAGUCAGAUACUGUGGACCUCUUUGUCAAGAGGUGGGUCAGUGAACAGAAAAUAAUUAAACAGUUUCAGUUUAAAAUUUUAGAAUUGUGAUUUGUAUAGUCCACUGUUUUACAGAUUGGAAGUAAAGUAAAUAGUGUCUAAUAAUAAUUGUAGUAACUAAACAAGUAAUGAGAAUACUCAAAAUUAUCAGCUAGAAGUUAUUAUCUUGAUGUAACACCAAAUUCUCAUAACCAAUUUACAAGGAAAUGUGUAACAGCCAGAGUGGGAAAUUAACUAACAAAUCUUGGGAGUUAAAGGGUUAAUCUGAAGAUGAUGCCCAAACCUGAUUUAAAUUUGAAAUGAGACAUCGUGAACUUAACCACUGGAUGGUAAUUCUUGUGUUUGAUUUCUACAGAGAGAUUGGCCUUCCCACAAGAAGUACUGCAAGGAAAAGGCUCGACAGAGAAUUAAUUGUGACAUGUUCCCUGAGCGUUAGACUGAAGUUUGAUGGCUGUUUCAUUAGUUACGUCAACAUGUAUGCUUCACAUGUCACAUUAUUAUUACUUUCAACUUUUAUGAUAUUAGAGUAUCCUUAGUUUAUUUUGUUGCUCAAUUCUAAAGCACAAAUGAUUGAAGCGAACUUUAGAGACUGCACUUGUCAUUUAUUGUGUACUUAAAAAGGAUUAACAUGCAUUCUCUCUAGUUUGGCUUUAGAAUUCAAAAAGAGUUUGUGUUUGUAAUAGGCUCAAUUGGUUAGAAAGAACACUAUUUACAUGACUGUACAUGUCACUGUACUGCUCUCUUUCAAAUUAGGUUUAUUUAUAUAUGCUUGUUAUUUUUGAAGUAUAAUGCAACCUUCAAUUUGACAAGUUGUAGUGUAAAUCCCUUGAAUUAGAUAUUGAAGUGAAGCUGAUAUAUCAGGACUAAUACCCUGUUCCAGGUGUUCAGUUGAUGAAAUGAAGCAAAAUGUCAAAUGGCACAACAGUAGCAAAGGAGUGAAAAAGCAAGAGAGGUCUGGGUCAGGGUCAGGUAAAGUUCAUUACAUGACCCAAACCUAUGUCUUUCUUUCACUCCUCUGCUGCUGUAGCACUGUUUCCUAUGGUGAUACAUUUUACUAACUGAACAUCUGAUACAGGCUGCAUGACUAAAACCAUUUUCAAGACACCUCUCUUGGUUAAAAGUUAUUUAUUUCCACACUCUUAUCUUGAGAUAAACUUUCUUAAGAAAUUGCUCCUGAUAAUUUUCAAAACAUUUGUUGUUGCACCUUUAGUGUUAAGACUAUACUUUCUUUUGACCAGACUUAAUUAACAGGAACUUUCUUUUCCCAUCUUUGGGCAUGGUAUCCUGUUAAUCUAACACAGCUCACGACAAAAUGUUAAUUUCAGGAGAGGUGUCUUCUUGUAGCUCAUGCACUUAACCCUUUCACUCCUGGGUAUGGCCAAAGAGUAGUUGCUCCUUACAAUAUCAUUAUGCGAUCACUCAGACAGAUGAGAAUAGAAAUAAAUGACAACUACGAGAUAUUAUUAGAUAUUAUUAGAGUUAGCACCAAAUUCCUAGAACUGAAAUUGUAGAAAAUGUAUGGCAGACAAAGCAGAUAAUUGAUAUUUAGAACUUGGGAGUG
Molecule: messenger RNA, 8220 nt
Organism: Pocillopora meandrina
Lineage: Eukaryota; Metazoa; Cnidaria; Anthozoa; Scleractinia; Pocilloporidae
Source: the annotation of a GenBank genome assembly